GCGCGCAAAAGCUCGAUUGAUGAGUGCUCAAAAGCGUCAGCUGUCAGCUGGAAAGCGGCUUAAGUCGCCAGCUUCAAACAGCCUACGUCAAGGUGAAGAACGCCAAGCUGCCUACGUCACAACUGGUUGUUUGGAAUAGGGGGGUAGGGGGGAUUUGUUAGGCACAGGCCUUAUGAGGAUAGGCCAUCCCAUGAUACUAAAACACAGAAGAUAUGAUCAUUUGGUGGACGAAAUUUGAACCAGUUCGCGCAUGACGUCAUCGCGUGACAAAAAUGUAUGGAGAUAAUAGAGAAAUUAGCUUGUUCGUUAUGAUUUGACUGGCAAAUCAGAAUUUCUCGAGAUAAUAAUUCAGAUAUUCAAAAUAAAACACGAUCCAGCGUAUAGUGUAUAAUUUAUUUUACAUAAAAUAGCUAUUUAGAAAAUGUUUUUAUCAUUGAAUUGAAUAAAUUACAAAUAUACAUAAAUAUAUCAGUUUUGGAUACAAAUUUCUACUUCUACUUAUCAUAAAUAUUAAUAACACUUUUUUUACAUUUCUUCAAAACAAUUCCUGCUGCUUAAUAAACAUUUGUAAUCAUAGUCUGGCUGAAGCACGUACAAAUUCCAGUCCCCACAGAUAGAAUUUAACAAAAAUGUGAAAAAUGUCACAGUUACAAAAUAUGUUAAAAGCAGACAACUAUAAUAAAUGAAAAUUGGAACAUCAUUACACCACACAUGGCUACUACAUACUUUUUAUGUACUUAUAUUUUUGACCAAAUCCCUUUCAUUAUUUGUUUUGUCAUAGAUGUUUCAGCUUUCGGAGAUUUAAUUUUUGAUACUGAAGUCCAGCUUCCGAUAGCGUUUUUGCACCCAUAUAUCACAAUUAUAUCUAUAACUAGGCAUGUUUUUACUUUUUUUUAUUAUUGUUACUGCUACCUGCUACAAUCCACGACCGCACAGUAAACUAUGUUUGUGCUAUAACUAUUAUUAUUAAAGAAACUCAAACACAAAUGAACAUAAUACAAUUUUAACAAGGAGAUUUUCACGUAAAAACGGACAAAAAUACUAAUGAACAGAUUAAAACGAUUAAAAACGAACAAAAACACGCCAAGACGCCAUUAAUCGGACCGAAUUUGUCACGGGAUGACGUCAGCGGAGGGAGAGAGACAGAACAUAAACAUGCGCGUGAUCUUAUCUUGUGUGUUCUAGUAUCAUGAGGCCAUCCUGUAGUAGUAGUAUGUAUCAUCCUUGGGUGGUGGUAGGUGCUUUGUUCUGUAAAUCUAACCUCAAAUUAGAAAGUAUGUGUCAUGGUCCUGUGAAAAAUAAAUACGUUCAAAUCAAAUGGAAAAUAAUUCUUUACAUGUUGUAUUGCCAUCUCCGAUCUGCCACAUUUGGAGGAGACAUUUUAACGAUAGGUUUGGAUAUGGGAAAAAUGUUAUUUCUCGAUUUAAAGGCUAGGAACUUCUUGGAAAGCAGCCUUAUUCCGGAUAGGACUGGACUAUUAAAUUGAUGGUUAGCAAAGGAUAUGUGUUGAGUAUGGUUCUGUCUAAAUUUUUAAAAUUCCAAUCAAGUAGGUAGUCUUCAUUUUCAUGUAAAAGAAGGUUAAUCUCUGUAAAAACCAUUUGUGUAUCUUUCAGUUCCCGAGUUCCCCGAUGUAGAUUACUUGCGGAACGAUGAGGAAUCUGAGGUAAAAUAUGGACAUCCUCACAGAAUAUUACAACUCCACUGUGAUGCGGCUCUUUUUGGCCGGAGGACCUAAGUUUUACUGGCAAUUAUGCAGGAUUGUUUGAAUAAAAAAUUAUAUUCAUUUUAUACCUAGGGUACCCAGCUAUAAUUUUAUUUAUUUACGACUAAUGUAUAAUAUGUAUCAUACUUGUGAAAUCUGUGCUUGUGAUUUUGGCAGUAUAAUGACAUAUCAUUGGCAUCAUAUGAAAAUUGCCUAGUCCAAUCUUUUUCAAAAUUAAGAUUUUAGUGGAGUCUUGUGAGAUACUCAAUAAUCUAUGAUCCAACAAAAUAUUUGAGCGAUAAAUUGUUAGACAUAGCCAUACAACCAUGAAAAGAAAUUUGCACAAGUUCGUCUUUGGUCUUUGUCUAGAACAGAGUGAAACUUUUGUCUGCCCAGCGGUUGUGAGUCUACGGAAGGAAUUCGGACGUAAAUGUGCGAUGUUGCCACAUUUAAUUAUAAAAAAGCAUUAAUACUAGGCAUGAAGUAUAGUUCAUGUGAAAAUCUAUUUUUUAAUAACAAAAUAUAGAUAACAAUAAUGAAACGCUAAAGAUUCUAACGUGGUUAUUAGAUCUAUUCUUAUUUUAAUAACUGAUUUCUUCAAUUUUGUCUAAUAUAAAAAAUAAACAUUUUCCAAAGAUACCAUCAGCUUUUGUCAAUUUGGCAAGCAUUCAGCCUGGAUGAACCUGAUUGGUAGAGUUUUUGGCAGAAUCGCCGUUGCCACGGGGAACCAUGCGGUUGUCAGUGGGCUAACGUCACCUUACGUCUCCCUAUUGGCUAGGGCUUCUGUCAUUGUAUCCUCCCAUCUUGGAAUAUCGAUUUAUUGAAAUAUCCAGUGGCGGGGAUUUGGUCAUUAUCAAUUUUCGUGUACGAGUUGCAAUACAAUAUAAACUUCCAAAAAGUUCCGCACGCAGCUGGGUAUUUUAUGAAUGAAAUCAGCCAUUUUUUUUACAACUGCAUUCCCCUUACCGUUGCCCCGUAGACACAGAGUCGCUGGGCAGACAUUAAGUCCAGCGAUGCAAGGAAAAAAAUUUAAUCACAAAGUUAUUUAAUACUCUAAUAUGCAUGAGUUAAAAAUAUUUUUGAAUAUACAGGGUGUUCCGUUUAUGGGGUAUGCGACAAAACUUUGUUCUUUUUUAAUGGAACACCCUGUAUAUAAUUGCAUAUUUGGAUUCUACGUAGAAUUCUGAGCAGAUUUCAUGUGAUAUACCCUUUGAAUAUAAAACUGCAGGAAGAAGCAUAUGGCCGACUAGUAUUUCCGGUUUGACAGUGGCGUAUAUUUAUUUAAAUAUGAUUGUUAAUAUUAUGACUCACUCUUUUCUCACUAAUCCCAGUGCUUAUUAUCACUUGAAAAUGCUAAAAUCCAUUAAACAUCCACUUGAAUGAGGACACAGCGAACCACCAGAACAAAUGAUGAGUCCAUACUUGGAGGCUCAAUAUGGCCGUUUCCGUCCCUGCGUUGUCUGUAGUGACAGAUAGAAAACGCUCCUUCCUGUAUUUUUAUAUUCAAAGGAUAUACCCUAUACCCAAUGAACUAUAACCAAAAACUGGAAUGCUAACACAUAAGGACGAACUUGAAGCCUAGUGCGGCUGCUGCGGAGGGGAUACCUGUUUUUGUCGCACUCAUUAUGUUAAAUGGCGAAAAUUGCUUCCAACACGUAUUCCAAUUGAUGAAACCUGUGAAGGGAAAUAUGACAAAACUUUCGAAAACGUCAUAUGUCAGCAAGCAACAGAAAAAAACAACAUUCCCCUUUGUGGCAUCUAUCUUUCAUGGCUACAUUUUUUUGGCAGAUAUGGCAAUGUGUGCGCAUUCCAGUUUUUAGCUAUAGUUCAUUGCCUAUACCUAAGUUCAACUGUUUUGGAAAUAUUGACAGUUGAAAAUUGACUACUUUUUGCAACUUUGACAGGCUGUAAAACCUAAACGGUAUUAAUUUUAGAGGAAAACCGAUUUCACAUUCCUAUCUUAGAUUUUUAUAACUAUCAUUUGACACCAACUUUGAAUUUAACCGGAGAUUAAGUUUAACUGGAAUUUUCAAUCAUAUGGAUUAAAUUCAAAGUUGGUGUUAAAUGAUAGGUUAUAAAAAUCUAAGACAGGAAUGCAAAAUCGGUUUUCGUCUAAAGUUAAUCGUUUAGGUUUUACAGCCUGUCAAUGUCCCAGAUAACACAAUGUGCGUCAAUGUGCUCGAAAAGUUCCGGCCGACUUUGGAGAAAAUAGUAUUUCAAUGGUAAUGCUUUGGAAAUAUGCUAAAAGUGCGUAUAAUAAAACAAACCAAAUCAAAAUAAGCUAGCAGCAUCGAAGAAAUGGUCCUAUUUCAACUUUUAAAUUGAAUGAUCUGUAAUGUGCAGGAGAACCACUGCAAAACCGCAUAAUUUUAGUGUGCGAAUUAGCGGUACGCUAACAGCACUUCCUGAACACUUACCAAGGUACCGAAAGAAUAGAGUCUGCUCUGAGUGCUCUACCUGCGCUGCCUGAGAGCCUGCAGUCGGCAGUGAUUGAUUAUAGGUUUAGAGAUACUCCGAUCGUGCAGGUGGUGCACCACAGAGGUGCAACCCCCACCACACAUAUCAAAUGUGGGAAGGAAAGGGAUAAAAAAGCGACAAGAAGGCAAGCAGAAGCAAGGAAGCCUGAGCCGAAGCUGCCGGCUGCCGCCAUUGCGCCAUUUUUAAUGUUUGCAUUUUUGGGCAUUUAGUUUCGUACGUGUUUGGGUUCUGUGCGUGUUUUCGGUUUCACUGGAAGAAUAAUGAGUUCCAAAGGGUAAGUGAGUGAUGAUUAUCAAAUAUUAGUUAUGGGUUAAUCCAAAUUAUUUCGUUCUGCGCUGUAUGUGGUGCUUGUAGGUGGUAAUGCAUGCGUGGUGGGUGUGUUUGUGUUUUCACUGUUUAUUUAACGAAACUCUGCAAAAUCGUAUCAAUUUUUUUAGGGCCUAUACGACAAGAAUUUAUUGCAAAAUAAGUUCACUUUAUUAGAUGAACGUUUCUCCCUUUAGGUAGGUACCCGACGAAGCUGCCAAAUUUGAAAUCUGUCAUUUCAAAUUUUCCAUCCCCAAAACGACUCCGAUAUGUAUGAAUUAAUAAGUCUUUAAUUGGGCAUCUUAUUUUCUCAUUUGAGCCACGUACCCCCUGUACUUUAAUAGUUUCCAAAAACCCCAUUAAACUCAUUUUAUUUGGUGCCCUCUGUGUCUCGUAUAGGAGAUUUUAAUUUAAGUAUGAUUUCUUUUUCAGGUAGGUACCAGGAAAAGCGAAGAAGAAUUAUUUAGAAGAAAUGAAUAUGUUUUAUUUUAUUUUUUAUUUAUGUUUCCUAUGUUUAUUUAUUAAAAGAUCAUAAUUUCAAAAUGUUUGUUUUUUAUUUGCAAUGGGCUAUCAGUGAAAUAAAAAAUGUACUCAAAAAAUACUUCAAUGAAGUACUUUAAGAGUACAAUAUAAAUUUACCAAAAAAAGAUGUUCUAGUGGUGCUUUUUCUCUGUCGGAGAAGUGCUUUUAUGUAGCAUUUCACGAAUACUUCCAACGUACGCUUGGAGCACUUAGAGCACUCCAUGUUGGAAGUGCGCAAUUGCAGUGCUUCUACGAUUGCGCCUUUUUUUUACUGGCCGGCUGGACAUCCCAGAAGCGGCUGAGUGGUUUUCACAAGUAUUGCUCAGGCACGCAAAUGUGAAAAUACAGUACAAUUGAAGUACUUUUCAUGUAGUUUUGUGUUAUCUGGGGUUGCAAAAGUCAAUUUUCAACUGUCAAUAUUUCCAAGGUAUAGGGUAUAUCACAUGAAAUCUGCUCAGAAUUUUACAUACCGUGCGUUCGGUAUUUUGCUCAAAGAGCAGAGCGUGCUGAGCGGAGCCGUAAUCACGUGACCAGUGAGCGAACAGAGCAGUUGAACGCUGUAUAAAAGUGCCAGAAAUUUUAAUAAACGAACGCAAAUGAGGCUGCACCGAGUACACUUUUUAAAUAAACGAACGGUAAAGUCAAGCUCGGAGAACUCGGACCAAAAUAACGAACGCACGGAUAGAAUCCAAAUAUGCAAACACAUACAGGGUGUUCCAUUUAAAAAAAAAAACAAUGUUCUGUAUAUAUAAAAAUAUUUGAACGAAAAUUAAGAAAAAUGUCGUAGUGUAUUAUAUCGCUAGAUUCGCUUCAAAAUACUGCAUUUAGUGAAAGUGAUAUGUUCCUAUUCUAGUUUUUGAGCUAGGGCAAAGAUACUAAAAUUAGGUAUGAAGUUUACAGCCCUGCUCUAUCAAAAAAAUUUACAAAGAUAAAAUUCAGUUUGUAUUUUUCUGAAAUUAAGUAAAGUAUGUAGAGUCAUUUUAGGAUGAUCAUGGCACUCUGGUUAAAAAAUUAAAAUUUAUUUUAAAAACAAAAUUUGGACAAAACUUGAUGCAAAAGUGGUGCAUUAGGACGUAAAACGAUCUGUAGAAUCCGAAAAACAGAAAAUCUACAGGGUGUUCCAUUUAAAAAUAAAAAGUUCCGGUCAACAAAACUUCUUAAUAAUGCAUAAAAAUGGCGUUUGGUUAGAAUAUCAACCCUACCAAGUUUCGUUGAUAUCGAUAGAUAAAUAAAAAAAAAGGCAGCCGGAAAGUGAUCUUGUGGGCACCCGGUAUAUGUAAGUAAUAUUAAAUUAGUCGAUUCUGUGACCUGAAAGAAAAAAUCUAAAUUAUUGUUAAUCAGGUCCUGUCUCGUAUCCCAAAAUGGCCGCUAGUGACAUCCCGACCAUGAAUUCCAUUACACGGGCUGUCACUCGAGUUAGCCUGCUGAUUGUUUUUGGUGUGAUAGCAUUUUCAUGUCAUAACGAAGUCGUACUGCUACUGAUCAAACAGCCUACGUCAAGGCGAGAAAUAAUAUGCUGCUUACGUCACAACUGGUAUUUUGGCGCGGGGGGGAUUUGUUACACAUAGGCCUAAUGAGGAUAGGCCAUGCUGUACUGUACCUUUUUUCCAGCAAAACCAAAACGCUGUUGAAAUCGGAACGGUAAAUGACAGUAAAAUUAAUCAGCACAGUCAAGCUACAUCCUCAAUCAAUCCUGGUAGCGAAGUGGCACUUCGGCUUCGGCACGCGUGCUGGGAAUUUGAUACCCAUCCUCAAUGCUAAAUUGUAUUUUAUUAUUAUUUACCGUACUGCGCAUGACACAAGUUGACACGCAUUGAGAAAGCUUGUAAGCUAGCACUUAGCACUUCAGUCGACGUGCAUGCUAGCACGGAAUUGAAUUGAGGAUGCCAACGUUAACUAACAUUGGACUAGCAUGUGUGCACAAGUGCUACUUCGCUACCAGAUUGGCUGAAUUCGGCUUUGCACUCCACGGAGCGAAACGGUAUAAGCAUGGAUAUCGUGACGUCAUACGCAGAGUGCCCCUGAUCGAGGUCCAUAAUAAGCCGAAUGAGGAUCGAAAAAAAAUCCUGAAACCUUUGUCACAGUUGUAACUCAUCUCAAAAAAAUUCUUUUGUGACCAAAUUAAAGUAGAAGAGAAAUCUCGGAAAAAAAAACCGGAAACACAAACAAAAUUAAUUUUUUUUAACAAUAUUUUAGGUCAUAAUUUCUCAAAAGUGACAGUUGAUAACUAUAUUAGUUAUAACCGAAUUUUCGCGACGAACUAACUUCCUACUUCCAUGAUUUCAUGAACACAGAUUCUUUCGCGAGAAACUCAUGACGUCAUAUUGAACGUAAUUCGCCGGCGAAGCAUGGACGCAACUUCUAGCCAGCGUUCAAACUCAUGACGUCACAAGACGAACUAUGGUUUGUCUUUGGGUGAACUGCAUUCGUCGCAAAAAUUCGCAUUAUUAUUUCUCUGUUUCUCCAUCCAUCCAUCCAGGGAAAAGCAAGCGACCUCAGGUACGGGCUCGAUUAUAACCCGAACGCAAAAGAGAACACUCCGAGUGCUAAAACGAACAGGAUCUUAUCGUUUCGAGUGCGCUCAGAGUUUACAGACAGUGCGUUCGGUAUUAUGAUCUGAGUUCUCCGAGCUUGAAUUUACCGUUCGUGCUCGGUGCAGGCUCAUUCACAUUUGUUUAUUUAAAUGUCUCUGAUAACUGCGUGUAUUUGCUCUUUGCGCUCAGUGGUCACGUGACUACUGCACCGCUCAGGGGCGUCGCGUCGGGGGCGGGGGGGGGUACUGGGGGUAAUUACUCCCCCCCAGGAUCGAAUUAUCAAGAGAAAAAUCACGAUGCCAAAAAGAAAAUACAUAAUAUAUUGAAGAAAAAACAUUUUUGUUUUGUUUUAUGUUUUUCACAAAUGAAAUAAUUGUUCUGGAAAAGUGAAUGACCUUCAAAUUUGCGAAAAAAUUCGCCUGCGGCGCGUUUCUCGAAGGCGCCCCCCGUACCAUUUACCCCACCAGACUACUGGUCACGCGUCGCCACUGGCACCGCUUCAGCACGCUCUGCUCAUUGAGCAAAAUACCGAACGCAAACCUCCAACGCGUCAAAAAUAAAGGACUGCAGCCACGUAACACGUUACAUUCAGUGAAAGUUUUCGCAUUGAGGCGGUUACAGACGGACGUGGAUGUCUGAAACCAUGUACGCACAUACAUGAACGCGCGAACAAAAACAUCAAUGUGUAUGCAAAAUACCGUCGCGUUUUUGAAUGUGGAAUCGCUAGAAAUUUUGUAUGCACACUCGGAUUACUGUAGCAAGAAUAGCAAGACUGCAGUUUUGUGCGAGCGUCUGUACAAACGCGACAUGCACGUUGUUGUUUGCACUUUGCACGUUGAUGUAUGCACGUAUAUGUAUCAAGCCAUCCACGUCCGUGUGUAACCGCCUUUGGGCAGAUUAUUUGUUAAUUUACUCAAAACUGUCAACUGAACAUCAGUGCAACAAUUGCGAUUGGUUGGGCUUCUGCUUAUGCAGUUAUGAAUUACUUGAAUUGAAUUAGGCAUAUGAAGAAUGUACAAUCAACGGUACAAUGUAGAAUCAGAACCGUUAUUAGAUCCUAUAACAUUGUGUUCCUGAUAAAUCAAGAUUUUCAAUAUCAAACAAGAAUUAAGACUGAAGAAGGCAGGAUGAGUGGCGAUACAAGUGAUUUGAAAAUUUUUGUAGGCUCAAGAAAAAGUGAGCUUGCUGUAAUUCAAACCAAACAUGUAAUAUCUUUAUUGAAGCAAGCCCAUCCUGAAAUAGAAUUUGAAAUUGUGACCAUGACAACACUAGGAGAUCAAAUCUUAGACGUACCAUUACCAAAGAUAGGAGAAAAAUCAUUAUUUACAAAAGAAUUGGAAACUGCCCUUGCCACAGGUCAUGUGGACUUCAUUGUUCACUCUCUCAAAGACUUGCCCACCAGUUUACCUGAUGGUAUGGCCAUUGGAGCUGUGCUUAGUAGAGAAAAUCCUCGCGAUGCUUUAGUCCUUCAAAAAGACAUUAAAAAACAUACUCUCUCAACUCUACCUAAAGGCAGUGUUAUUGGCACAUCAAGUUUAAGAAGAACGGCGCAACUGGCAAAGAAAUUUCCCCAUUUAAAAGUGGAAAACAUUAGAGGCAAUUUGAAUACUAGAUUGAAAAAAUUAGACGAUUUGGGCAAAUAUCAAGCAAUUAUAUUGGCAGCAGCUGGUUUGAUACGGAUUGGGUGGCGAAAUAGAAUAUCUAAGUUCCUUGAUGUAAACGAAUUCCUAUAUGCAGUGGGCCAAGGAGCGAUAGCUGUAGAAUGUCGAGCAAAUGAUGAGAGAAUCAUAAAACUUCUGGAACCUUUGUAUGACCUCCAAACUGCUUUGAGAGUGAUUGCAGAACGAAGUUUCUUGAAGACUUUAGGCGGAGGCUGUAGUGCUCCUGUAGCUGUGAUUUCAGAUGUGAAACUUGUCAAAGAAAAGGAGGUAGAAGUAAUUCUAAAGGGCGCUGUGUGGUCUUUGGAUGGUAAAGACGAAAUUAUUGAUGAGGAAAUGACCAUUUUGGAGGUGUUGAAUAAUAUAAGAUGCGCUGAAUGUCCUUAUAGUACUAAUGGUGUGGUAGCUGUAGAAGAUAUAGAAUGUUGUGGAGUAUGUCCCAUGAAUGGUCCAAGUGAAAGUAAUCCCAAAAAGAAGAAGCUUGAUAUUCCUAGUGAAAUUUUGGAAAACGAUCCGCAUGAAAAAUGUCCUGUGCCAAUGCCAAUUGGUUCAGAUUUCAUGGGACAAUGUCCUUAUUUGGAAGGUGAUUUACAGGAUAUCCAUGGGAAACUUCCAAUAAAUGGACCAAUAGAAGCGCUUAAAGAUGGUGCCAAUAUGUGUCCGUUUUUGAAAAUACAAAAAGCAGUUAUAAAUUCAGCAGAGGCACGGGAAUCAACCACUAACCCUCUUCAAAAGACUGAUGAAGACGAAGCUAAUUUGUUUGUUGGUUUAGUUCCUCAUAAGGGCAUCACUGAGGAAAAUAUGGAAAAAGCAAGAUUUUUAGGGAAAAGAUUGGCCCAAAAGUUGGCUGAUAAAGGAGCCCUUGAAGUAAUGGCUAAAGCUCAAGCGAUUGUACAUGGACAAGUUACAAAGGGAGCGGUUGGCACUAGUUGAAGGGUAGUUUGGAAAUUAGAUAAAUGGGUAUUCCCUAGUAUUGGUGCUAGUGGAAAAUAUUUUAAGCUUAUGGGAGUUUAUUAUGUUUAAGUGAAUAUUUCGUUUUAAAUAUUUAUUAAUUAUAAUCAAUUUGAUAGUUUUUAUAGAAGCAUGGAAAUUGACUGGGAAAUUAAAUUUAAGGUAGAUGUUGAGAUGUUGAUUUUUUCAGGUCUAGCAAAUCUUUAUAUUACUUGAUAUUUGAUUAUACAUUUUUUCAUGACAUUAUUUUAAAUUUGAGCAAUAUUUGCAGUUAUAUUUAUUAUUGUUGAAAAAUAUGAGAAGGUACCAAAUUUUACUUUCUACAGUAUUUUUAUGUUUUUUUUUUUGUAUGGUUUAAAGUUGAUUAUGUAUUUAAAAGAUCCUUUUUAUUAAGUAGGUACCUACUGGACUUUUUUUUCUUUUUAAUGUUGGCUCUUAUGGUUAUGGUACCUAAUUGUAUGUGUAUUUUAUUUACAAAAUGUGAUGUUUUUCAAUAAAUUUAUUGGUUGUUGA
Ceutorhynchus assimilis (cabbage seed weevil) is the source of this 10664-nucleotide messenger RNA. Lineage: Eukaryota; Metazoa; Arthropoda; Insecta; Coleoptera; Curculionidae. The record is from the annotation of a GenBank genome assembly.